AUGUUUAUACCCCACCAAAGAAUUUGCUUGUGGGAUCUGCUGCGCUGCAUUGGAUGUCUUGCUGCAGUAGCUGCAGCAACAGCAGCAAAUGCUGCAGAACAAAGAGUCUUUGUUACAGCAGCAGCAGCAACAUCUGCAGCAGCAGCACCUGCAUCAGCAGACCCUGCAGCAGCAGCAGCAGAUUAUGUUGUUUCUUCGCAGCAUGCAUCCGUUAAUUCUUUGCAUGCAUGGCGUCCCUAUCGAGAAGGAAAUGCUAACCCUGCUGCUGCUGAUGCUGAUGCUGCAGCAGCUUCUGCAAGCGACGCAGAUGCAGGUGCCCCGUAUCGUUCUCCUGCUGCUGCUGCUGCUGCAUCAGCAAGAGAGGACCAUGGGGGUGAUGAUACUGCUGCAGCAGCAGCAAGAGAUGCAAAAUCUGCUGCUGCUGCUGCAGCAGCAGCAGCAGCUUUUGAGGAUAAUUUAGUGUCUGUAGAAACACAACCUGAGGGUGGCAAGGAUGCAGCAGCAGCAGCAAAAGAGGCGGAUGUUGUAUUUGGUGCAUCAGGAGAAGAGGUAUUAGCAGCAGCAAGAGCAGCAGCAGCAGCAGCAACAGCAGCAGCAGCAAGAGCAGAAGCAGAAUAUGUUUCUAGUGUAUCCCCAAAGGAAUGCGAAUCAUUAUGCGAUGAAGCAGCAGCAACAGUAGCAGCAGCAGCAGAAGCAGCAGCACAAGCUCAAGCAGCAGCAGAACGUCGUGCAGCACGUGCAGCAGCAGCAGCAGCAGAAUUAGAAACAAUUCUUCCUCUUAAGGAAGAAGUACUGCAGCAAGAAUGUUUGGUGCUGCUGCAAGAAAUAGAGCAAAUAUCUACUAUAGGUACUCGUUGCUUAUUAAGUUACCCUAGUACAUAUAUAUUUAGGGGUACAGAAUUGCUGCUAGCAUUAUCAAUAGAGUUAGCUAUGUUACAGUCUGCUGCUCCUGCUGCAGUGCAGCAGCAGCAGCAGAAAACUGCUGCUAAUGUACUGCAACAAUGGCACCAACUCUUUUCUGCACUAGAGGAAAGAGGUAUGAGUAAUAGUGAUAAAAGAAAGGCAACAAGUGCAUUAAAUAUAUUAAUUGGUCUUAUUACUAUUGCUAGUAACAAGGAAGAAGUUAUACAACAAAUGUUAAUAGAAGAUGAACAAAGAAUGCAAGAAAUCGAGCAGAAGCAACAGCAGCAGCAGCAGCAGCAGCAACAGCAGCAGGGAGAGGGACAGGAACAAGAACAGUUCACAGAUGUUAAGGGUAAGCAGAAACAGCUGCAGCAGGAAGAAGAGGAGGAAAAAGAAUAUAGAGAAGAAGAGAAGGAAGCAGCAGCAGCAGCAGCAGAAGCAGCAGGAGAAGAAGAGGAAGAAGAAGAGGAAGAAGAAGAAGAAGAAGAAGAAGAAGAAGAAGAAGAAGAAGAAGAAGAAGAAGAAGAAGAAGAAGAACAGCAAGGAGGAGGAGGAGAAGAAGGAGAGUAUACGAAACUUCUUAAUAGUCGUGUAUUGCUACAUCUGCAGCAAAAAGAGCAGCAGCAGCAAGAGGAGCAGCAACAAAAGAAAUUAUCUAUAUUACGUCAAGAAUUAAUACUAGCACCAGCAGCAGCAGCAGCAGCAGCAGCAGCAGCAGCAGCAGCACCUGCAGCAGCAGCAGCAGCAGCAGCAGCAGCAGCAGCAGCAGCAGCAGCAGCAGCACCUGCAGCAGCAGCAGCAGCACCUGCAGCAGCAAUGGGGAGAGGAAGAAGGGAAAGAGAGGGAUCCGUCGGUACUGAGGCAGAAACAGCAACAGCAGCUGCAGCAGUGGCAGCAGUGGCAGCAGUGGCAGCAGCAGCAGCAGCAGCAGCAGCAGUGGCAGCAGCGAGAAGCGAGAGAGAAGCUGCAGAAGAAUAUUCAUACAAUGCAGAUGAAGAUUGUUCAAAAGCUGCAGCAACUGCAACAAGUGCAGCAGCAGCAACAGCAGCAACUUGCUGUUGA
Molecule: messenger RNA, 1965 nt
Organism: Eimeria maxima
Lineage: Eukaryota; Apicomplexa; Conoidasida; Eucoccidiorida; Eimeriidae
Exons: 3
Coding region: 1-1965 (654 amino acids)
Source: RefSeq, a predicted model, not a curated record